UAUUUUGACAAGAUUAUGUUUUUUGGAUAUCUAAUUAAAAAAUUAUUAGAUAAUUGUAUUGAGUACUAUUUUUUAAAUGUUUUAAGUAACUUUACUUUCGUUAUCAUUUUUAUACUUCCCAAACUCCUUACCUUACCUAUAACGAGAAAGUUUCGUUGCAUUCCGCCAGAGUUUUACCGACAACAUCAGCGAAAAAUAUAGAAUGACAGAUAAGUUUGAAUCUAUCAACACUUUGGAGUUUGGAGGCCGAGAUUCCAAAAAUUAACGAUCGGGUCAUUAUUUUUUAAAAGUAGUGAUGAUCAAUUCGAAUGCACAUUCAAAUGAUCGAACGCUCGAAAAUCUAGCAAAAAUCACACGUCGGUAACCAUCGAAAACGGUUUGAACACUAUCACGAGAAGUAAGAUAAUUGCACGCUGGCGGGCAACACGAUAUAAGUGAUAUGCAUUGUUGAUCAAAUUUUUAUUGUGAUUUUGAUUAACGAUCGACAAAACAUUUUCAAAACUCAUAAAUAAUGUUUCGAUCGCAAGCUCCAAGCAAAGUCGGUAAACGUCCUCUGCUAGGAGAGAUCAACACAGAAUUAUCUCAGCAAGUUCGGAUUCCAGAAUCUUUGAUACAAAAAUCGAAUAAAGAAAAUAAACGUCGAAGAAUUGAAAAAGAUGUACAAAUAGCAGAUGCCAAAUGUCUUGUGUUAUCAACCAAUGCAAUCACAGCCGUUCAAGAAGUCAUUUCAGAGCAUGAAGAACGAGUCAGGAAACUUCUCAGCAAACCUUUUAAAAUACCCAUACCAGGAUAUGAAUGCUCUGGUCGAACUCUUGGUUUUCGUUUUUCUGGACCUCGAAGAGCAUUGCAUGAUCCUGACGAACCAAAUGCUCUUGUAGUUUAUUCUCCCCCUGAAUUAUCAGAACACGAAAGCUUGAAAAUUGAUGAGAAAAAUAAAUUAGUUCAUGUUGUUGUGGAUCCAAUUCUCUGUAAUGUUUUGAGACCUCAUCAGAGAGAAGGUGUUAAAUUUAUGUAUGAAUGUGUAACUGGUAAAAGAAUAGAAAAUGCUUAUGGAUGUAUUAUGGCUGAUGAAAUGGGUCUAGGUAAAACUUUGCAGUGCAUAACUUUACUUUGGACUCUUCUGAAACAAGGUCCUGAAGCUAAACCUUUAAUUGAAAAAGCAAUUAUUGUGGCUCCAAGUUCAUUGGUUAAAAAUUGGUACAAUGAAAUUUUCAAAUGGUUAAGUAGCAGGGUAAAACCACUGGCAAUUGAUGGUGGCAGCAAAUCUGAAAUUGAUGUUAAAUUAACUGGUUUUAUGAAAACAUAUGGACGGAGAUGUGCUAAUCCAAUUCUUAUAAUUAGUUAUGAAACCUUUCGAUUACAUGCUCAUGUGCUUCAUCAGGAUGAAGUUGGAUUAGUACUUUGUGAUGAGGGCCAUCGCUUAAAAAAUAGUGAAAAUCAAACUUAUCAAGCUUUAAUGGGUCUGAAAGCCAAAAGAAGAGUAUUAUUAAGUGGUACUCCAAUUCAAAAUGAUUUACUGGAAUACUUUUCUCUCAUUCAGUUUGUUAAUUCUGGUCUCUUGGGCACAGCUUCGGAGUUCAGAAGAAAAUUUGAAAACCCUAUCUUGAAAGGACAAGAUGCUGGUGCAACUGAUAAGGAACGAGAACUGGCUCAAGAAAGACUUACUGAAUUAGUAACAAUAGUUAAUAAGUGUAUGAUUAGAAGAACUAGUGCUUUACUAUCAAAAUAUUUGCCUUUGAAAUAUGAACUAGUAGUGUGCAUUAAAAUGACUCCACUUCAAACCCAAUUGUAUAAAAAUUUCAUUAAAAGUGAUAGUAUUAGGAAAUCGAUGCAAGAGACUGAUGGAGGUUCCAAGAAAGGAGGUAGUCUUUCAGCAUUAUCAGCAAUUACAUCUCUUAAAAAGUUGUGCAAUCAUCCAGAUUUAGUAUAUGAUAAGAUUAAAGAAAAUUCAGAAGGCUUUGAAGGUGCUUCAAAGUUAAUGCCUGCCAAUUAUAGUACAAAGGAAGUUAUGCCAGAAUUAUCUGGUAAAUUGAUGGUACUGGAUUGCUUGUUAGCUUUCAUAAAAUCAACAACUACUGAUAAAAUUGUAUUAGUAUCAAAUUAUACUCAAACGUUAGAUUUAUUUGAAAAGUUAGCAGCAAAGAGAAAAUAUAAAUAUGUUCGUUUGGAUGGUACAAUGAGCAUUAAAAAAAGAGGCAAAGUAGUAGAAAAUUUUAAUAAUCCAGACAGUGGAGAUUUUAUAUUCAUGUUGAGUUCAAAAGCUGGUGGUUGUGGUUUAAAUUUAGUUGGUGCAAAUCGAUUAGUAAUGUUUGAUCCUGACUGGAAUCCAGCUAACGAUGAUCAAGCUAUGGCUAGAGUAUGGAGAGAUGGACAAAAAAAACCUUGCUUUGUGUAUCGUUUUCUUUGUACUGGUACAAUAGAAGAAAAAAUAUUCCAAAGACAAGCUCACAAAAAAGCUUUGAGUUCAACUGUAGUUGAUCAAGAUGAAGAUGUAGCUCGACAUUUUACUCAGAAUGACUUGAGAGAUUUAUUUAGUUUAGAAGAAUCAACUGUAUCAGAUACACAUUCGAAGUUCAAAUGUAGGCGUUGUUUGAAUGGAAUUGAAGUUAAAGGACCUCCAGAAAAUUCAGAUUGCACUUCUGAUUUAUCAGAUUGGAGGCACUCUCAAAAUCCAAAACAUUUACCAGAUAUUCCUUUGAGACAUUGCUGGUCCAGUGGUAUUUCUUUUGUUUUUCAUCAUCGUUCAGCUGAAGUAGCAAAAUAAUACCUAUUUAUGAGAAUCAAAAGUAUCAUUUUUCAAUUAUAAUGAAUCAACUGUGAUUUGAAACAGAUCUGUAUAAUGUAGCGUUAGUAGUGACGCUUAAUAGAGAUAAUAGAAUUAAGAAAGUAUUAUUUUUAUAUCAAUAAUCUAAGUGUUUCAAAAUAUCAAAAUUAAGCCUCAAAUUUCAGUUAAGUU
This is a messenger RNA of Trichogramma pretiosum, 2956 nucleotides long. It is a transcript of the gene okr, whose product is annotated as DNA repair and recombination protein RAD54-like. The transcript has 9 exons. Gene Ontology annotation, biological process: double-strand break repair via synthesis-dependent strand annealing; reciprocal meiotic recombination. Lineage: Eukaryota; Metazoa; Arthropoda; Insecta; Hymenoptera; Trichogrammatidae. Gene Ontology annotation, molecular function: ATP binding; DNA translocase activity; ATP-dependent chromatin remodeler activity. The coding region runs from base 512 to 2764 and encodes 750 amino acids. Gene Ontology annotation, cellular component: nucleus. The record is from RefSeq and is a predicted model, not a curated record.